GUCACGUUGUCAACAAAUAUGGCGGAGUCGAAUUUUCGCAGUCGAAAUAGUUUCAGUCGAAGUUAUUCGCAUUCUAGGAAGCGUAGGUACUCUGAGGGCACGUAUGACAAUGACAGUGAUGAAGACAACCGACCAUUGUCAAAGUAUGACCACUUUACUAAGAAGGAAAUGGCGGAGGAGAUACGAAGAGUCAAAGAUGGAAUCGUCCACCGACAACUUUUUUCGUCAGAAAUGUGCGAAUUGAUUGAAAAGAAAAUUGAAUCGGUUGUAGAGAAAGCAAACCGUGGGGAAUAUAAGCAAAAAACAGUCGACAGAGCACCUCUUCGUUGCAAAUAUUUUUUUGGAGAAGGCUAUACAUAUGGAUCACAACUCGAUAAAAAGGGACCAGGUGGGGAACGAUUGUACCCCAAAGGUCAAGUGGACAAAAUUCCAGAGUGGAUACACAAAUUAGUUGUUCAGCCAUUGGUUGAAGCGAAAGUCAUUGAAAAAAACUUUGUUAAUAGUGCAGUGAUAAACGAUUAUCAGCCUGGUGGAUGUAUCGUGUCACAUAUUGAUCCCAAGCACAUAUUUGACCGUCCUAUCGUCACUGUGUCAUUCAUGAGCGAUAGCGCAUUGAGUUUUGGCUGCAAGUUUUCCUUCAAGCCAAUUAGAGUAUCAAAUCCUGUUGUUGUGCAGCCAGUGAAGCGGGGCUGUGUACUAGCGAUUAGUGGAUACGCUGCAGAUGAGAUUACCCACUGUAUCAGACCUCAAGAUGUCACCAAGAGAAGGGCUGUCAUCAUUCUGCGCAGAGUGCCGGAUGAUGCGCCAAGGCUUGGCGACCCUGAUCCAAUCAGACGUCCUCUAAGUGCCUCAGUGGGUGCCAAGCCCCGCAAGCGAAGCAGCAAAAGCAACUCAUUUUUGUAUCGAGAUUCAGGCUCGGAAUCUGAAGAUGAUUAUAAAUACCAUGGCCGUAGCAACUCAGCAAAGAGGGAUAGCCCCAGAACAGGAGGAAUGAGAAGUAGUCCUGGUAGCUCUUCAAGCAAGCGUAUAGUAAAAGCACCUGUUAGAAGUUUCUGCCUGCCCAAUGGUAGCUAUCUUAAUGCCAAGGAAUUAAACAGUGAAGAAGAAGUUGCUGAAAAGGAAGAAAAGCCACCGAAAAAGAAACGUAAAGUAUCUGAGCACAAUAGUAACAGUGAGAAAAAAUCAAAAAGACGAGAAGUUCGGUUUUCUCAUUGAACUGAUAUCGAGUAGACCUCUUUAUAUGGGCAAAGAUCACUGGAUUCUUGACGCAGCGAGGAACAUGUGUAUAUAUGUGUAUUUAACGACAAAGUGGGCCAGAAAUUGGUACACUUUUUAUUCAUAGAUUAUUAAAAAUUUGCGAUUAUGGCCUUCUCUCUAUUGUGUAUAUCACAAAUUGAUUUUGUUCUGUGUAGUAAUAUCUGACAUAAAUUCUAAUCAGGGGACUCUGUCAAUUAGAAAAAAGCAAAGUGAAUGGGCAGGUCGUGAAUUCACACAACCUCUCAAUUUAACCAGAUGUUCUCUGUUCCAAUGAUGCAAUGUGGGAUUCAUUGAAAAAAUCUUGAGAUUGAUGAAUUCAAAGGAUAUCAUGAAUCCACCUACAGAGGGAUAAAUCGAAUCUAAUUUUACAUAGAAUUUUGGUCAUACUCCA
Messenger RNA from Owenia fusiformis, 1648 nucleotides. NCBI's taxonomy places the organism in Eukaryota, Metazoa, Annelida, Polychaeta, Sabellida, Oweniidae. The record is from the annotation of a GenBank genome assembly.